AUGAGCGUCGACCCUCUUCUCCCAGCCAGCGAAGAGAGGCAGGAGCUGGAGCGUCUGCUCAAGGAGAACAGGAAGCUUCGUGAGGCCAACGCCUUGCUGCGUGUUUCGGCGGAUACGAAGAGAGCCAGCGCUAAUAACGGCAGUGCAAAGAAUGCCUCCGCGACGGCCGAAGAGGUGAAGGAUAAUACCGGUCCUUCAGACGAGUCGGUAGACGUUAAUGCGUCGUCCAAAGCGGCGAACGUGAAAAGAUUGAAGGAGGACUUGCAGCACUGUAGGAAGGAAUUGGAGCAGGCCCUGCACGAACAAAAGGAAGCUAAGGAAGAGUAUAAGCAGCUAAAGUCCAUAUUUGAGUCGUUUGUGGUGGAGUCAUGUGAGCGGGAAGAAGCCUGCAAGCUGCUCUUUGCCAGGGUCUAUGAGGAGGUUGAGGAGCAGAAAAAACUUUGCGAGGGGUUGCAACGGCAGUUGCAGGAGCGUCGACCGGCUGUCGUCGCACCGCAGGUAGCCACGCCUGCUGCUGCGGUUGUUGGCAUGGAUCCUUCUUCGCUCUAUGAUCUUGUUGACAACCUUCGCUCCUCACUUAGCGAGUUGGAGCAUCGCUUGGGGUACAGCGGGGAUGCUGGCAGUCGUCACACCGCACCGGCUGCCGGUGUUGCUGCAUCACGCGUAGCAAGAGAGAAAGCAAGGUCAACUGUGGUGGUUGGCACGACGCUAAGGGGAGACACACACCGCCAGACGCAGGAGGUGCUUGGCCAUCAUCAUUCGCAGGAGGCCGAAAGUGCGGUGCGACUGGUGGUGCCGGCGAAAGGCGCAGGGGCACUGCGUGCCACUGCAAUGCCAGGAUCACAAAGCACAACGACGGAGCGUAAGAAGCGUGGACGAAAGAAGCUGAGCGAAAUAGAGACGGUGAAACGGCACGCAGGUGAGUUUGUAUCGGAAGCCAGUGCCGCGUCACUCUUUAAGGGUUUUACGCCCGUCAUGGCGAAGCAAAAGGGUCUGGUGGUGAAUUUUGGCCAGGAACCCAUAGCUGACUAUUUGGGUCUUUUAGAGAAAACAGACUUGGGUAACGUUGAUGUACUUCGGCGUGAACUGAUGAAUUUCUGUGGCACAGAUGUGAAUACUCUCGCAUCGUACGCAGUCGAGCAUUUCCUUAGCAAGUCUUUGCUAAAGGCUCCAUUAGUAACCCUUUGGAAAAACACGGAGCGGGUGAUGCACAUUGGUAAGGAUGUAUUUUCUGCCUUUAUGAAACAGGCAGUGCGGAAGUUGGUGCGUCUUCUUGGUCCUGAAUGUGCCGCGGAAAUCGAUCAUACUCCACAACUGCGUUGCUUGGCACUUGUUGUGCGUAUGGCAUGUGCUAUAAGUCUGCGGGACACGGCUCAGGGUGGGGAUGCAUUCUUUGUGACCUUUUACGAGUGCACCGUGAGUGCACUACGCAGCUGGCGUCUUGGAAGCUCGGCGGGCGAGCAGCGUCACGUGCUUGGUCCGUGGAUGGUUGUUGUGCAGCACCUGUGCGGGUUUGUGGAGGAAAUUCACGAGAUCGUACGUUACUAUGCGAACUCAGAGCGUGUGCUUGAAGAACUGACAAUCCCCAACUCCCUCACGCGUUAUGCCGUGCAGGCGAUUAUGGCAUCUUGCUACUUUACCUCCUCGCCGCAGUCUCCCGUGGCACCUUUGGGCUCCGAUGCACAUGCAGACAUGGACAUGUGGAUCAAUUUUUGCGAUGCCAUGGACUGGAGUCACAACGAGUUGCCGUUGAAAAUGAUAGAGUCCGCCGCGGCAAAAAUUCUUGCCCACUCCAAAGAUGUGCUUAAACGCGGAGAGGCUCUUCUGUCCCUUAGACUGCUGGUGCUUCAGAAGGGUCUUGGGCUUCUCCAGACUCUCACGGAGGAGCUUCGGUUCUCUGGUGAUGAGGUCGACGUUGACGCUGCAUUUGCAGAGUUGUUUAGCCUCGCUGUGAUUGACCUGCAGCUGGAGGAUCCACGUGACGAGCAGUGGGGCCGCGCCAUGGCAUUCUUCGCCGAAUACCUGAGUGCAAACUCAGUGGAACAGUCAAAAUCUAACGAGGAGCUUCUUGCCGCGUGUAAAGGCACGCAUUUGUUGGUUCUACGAGCCAUGUUGCAGCUGUGCCAUGGCGCGGGCAGCGCCAUAUCGGAGGAGAGCGUCGAGCAACUCGCGAAGGCUCUUCAAUGGGCGAAGGCCCUUCAUGUUGGUCUGGAGCGCUCCACGCGCGAAAAGAAAACCUCUGUGUUGGUUCAUCCUUUUCAGAGCACACUGCUGGGGCAGCAACUGCGCUACCUUUGCUCUCAGGAGCUGUAG
Molecule: messenger RNA, 2313 nt
Organism: Trypanosoma cruzi
Lineage: Eukaryota; Euglenozoa; Kinetoplastea; Trypanosomatida; Trypanosomatidae
Exons: 1
Coding region: 1-2313 (770 amino acids)
Source: RefSeq, a predicted model, not a curated record